ACAUCAGAGACAGACAAGUGCCACAAACACAAACAUUUACAAGCGUGACCGGGGAAGAAAAAAGUGGGACACUGAACAUUUUAAUGGACAUAAUAAACUGGAUCCCUGCCGUGGAUAGGAAGUGCCGAGGAACACAGUCACUACAGAUGGAGUCACUGUGCAAGUCAAAGGGAAAAGACUUCAAACUGGGCACAGAGCAGGCUCCCUGCUGCUGGAAUCCGCGUCUUUACUCCUUCAAGCAUCCAACUCUUUAUGAAGACCAUCCGCUUUGGAUAAACCUGCGAAAUUAAAGGAUUAUAUAAACUACCGGUGAGUGUCAGCUUUUAUCAUCGACAGCUCAGGAGGUGAUUAAUAAUCCAGGCACACACGUUUCCAUUCGGAGAAAAAAAAAGGACGCUUUAACUUUACGCAAAACGCACGCUGCCAACCAUGUGCGUGUUUUUCUGAAGUUUUACGCUCGAUGUGCGGGAUGUUUUGUCAGAGGAGCUGAUUGGAUGCGGUGGGCUGUGCGGGGGGUAAACCGCGUUCCUCCGUUAUUUGUAACCCAGCAACUGUCCCGGUGAAUGACCAGUUGAACAAAUCCUGUUAAUGACACCAUUAUUGAAUAUGAGGAACUCCGUGGAGGAUCCAGUCCGCAAUAUUCCUGAGCGCAAAGUGACUGCGGACAACUUUAACGUGUUUACCAAGAGGUAUGGAUUUUGACCCGCACAAGUCCUCUCUGCGCAAGCGCGCCGGCACGUCUCCUCCCUCCACCUGAGAGUGGAGCACACCUGGAUCCAACGAGACGGAAGUUUGACGACAGAAGACGGAGCGAGGCUUUUUUUUCUGUGUGUGUGUGCGUGUGUGUGUGUGUCUCCGCCACGAAGAAGUUUCUUUGGAGUUCAAGCAAACAAAAGAGAGACAGGAUCCUCCAGUGGAAGCAGGAUGUCAUUGGUUGAACUUUACAGGAACAGUUUAAAGGACAUUUUUUACCUGUACCUGUAGUUCAGCGACUCAUGCUGAAUCCCAGUCCAAAGCAAGGCUGCUCUCCAUUCAAGAAGAAUGACAUCUCUCCGCAGAGUGCUCCGAAGGCGACUGCACCCACUUAAACUGGCAAUAGUGGCUCUUGUCUUUGUCACAUUUGUGUUCUUCAUACAAUGGGAAGUAGGGAGCCAAGACCAACAGGAGGACCCGUGGCUGAAGGAGAUGGCAGUGAAGCGGGACGCCAUGCUGGGCAUGGUGAUCGGAGCUGUCAAUAACUUCAGGGAUGCGAUGCCAAAGAUGCAGAUCAGAGCCCCCGUCCGUAAGCAGGACAAUGCAGACAGCGUGUCCUGUCUGCCAGGUCACUACACUGCCGCUGAGCUCAGGCCAGCACUGGAGCGACCACCUCAGGACCCUCUUGCUCCUGGAGCAGCUGGGAAACCUUUUAACACGGACUCACUGAGCCCCGAAGAGCAGAAGGAGAAGGAGAGGGGUGAAGAGAAACACUGCUUUAACCUGUAUGCCAGUGACCGAAUCUCCUUGAGCAGAGACCUGGGCGCAGACACGAGACCACCAGAAUGUAUUGAGCAAACCUUCAAGCGAUGCCCCCCCUUGCCGACCACCAGCGUGAUAAUUGUGUUUCACAAUGAGGCUUGGAGUACUCUGCUGAGGACAGUAUACAGUGUCCUCCACACCUCCCCUGCCAUUCUCCUCAAGGAGAUCAUCCUGGUGGACGACGCCAGCGUGGAUGAUAUGCUUAAGGACGAGCUGGAUGAGUAUUUGAAGAGGCUGAGCAUUGUCCGUGUCGUCCGUCAGCGAGAGAGGAAAGGACUCAUCACCGCUCGGCUGCUGGGGGCCUCCGUCGCCACCGGUGACACGCUCACCUUUCUGGACGCCCACUGUGAAUGCUUUAAUGGAUGGUUGGAGCCUCUGCUGGCCAGGAUAGCAGAGAACUACACUGCGGUUGUGAGUCCUGAUAUAACCACGAUUGAUCUCAAUACUUUUGAGUUCAUGAAACCGUCUCCGUAUGGCCAAAACCACAACCGGGGGAAUUUUGACUGGAGCCUUGCCUUCGGCUGGGAGGGUCUACCAGACCAUGAGAAACUAAGGAGAAAGGAUGAAACAUACCCUAUCAAGACUCCCACGUUUGCUGGCGGGCUCUUCUCCAUCUCAAAAGAAUAUUUCUACCGUAUUGGAAGCUAUGAUGAAGAAAUGGAAAUCUGGGGCGGUGAGAACAUUGAGAUGUCAUUCAGGGUGUGGCAGUGCGGCGGACAGCUGGAGAUCAUGCCUUGUUCCAUUGUUGGUCAUGUUUUCCGCACCAAGAGCCCCCACACCUUUCCCAAGGGCACGCAAGUGAUUGCUCGUAACCAGGUACGACUGGCGGAGGUCUGGAUGGACCACUACAAGGAGAUCUUUUACCGCCGUAACCAGCAAGCUGCGCAGCUGGCAAAAGAUAGGGCAUUUGGAGACAUCUCCAAACGCGUGGACCUCCGUGCCCAGCUGCAGUGCAAGAGCUUCUCGUGGUAUUUGAAGAACAUUUAUCCAGAAGUCUUCAUGCCUGAUCUCAACCCACUCCGCUUUGGCUCAGUGAAAAAUGUCGGCAAAGAUUCAUGUCUGGAUGCUGGAGAGAACAAUGAGGGUGGGAAACAGCUGAUCAUGUAUCCAUGUCAUGGACUAGGAGGAAACCAGUACUUUGAGUACUCUACACAUCACGAUAUUAGACACAACAUUCAGAAGGAGCUGUGUUUGCAUGGGGCAGUGGGGGCUGUGAAGCUGGAGGACUGCCAGUUUAAAGGCAGGAACACAUUUGUAGGAGCAGAGCAAAAAUGGGAACUGAAGGAUAACCAGUUACUCUACCUCCCAGGAUGGAACAUGUGUCUGAGUGCCCGUCACGAGCAUCCCUCUCUGGUUUCCUGCAACCCCACAGACCGAUACCAGCUCUGGUCCUUCGUCUGAGUGCGCAAACUACAACUUUACAAAAUAGCCACUCUGUAUGCAUAGGCAUACUAGGGUAUCAGUAUACGAUACGGUAUGCAGUUAACAUGCAGGUCUUUUUUUUUUUUUUUUUUUAGAUUAAUGGUAUUGAGUUUUAAUUUAUUUUUAUACAUAGAAGAACUGAACUGCUGCUUCUGGGAAGUUUGGACUUUGGGAGAAACCACAGUGUGCCACUGCUGGAAGGAAGCAAUGAAACAAAUGCUCCCAAUCAGACUGUGAACUGAGAUUCUUGGAACGAUGAAGAUGCACUGUGCCUUCUUUGUGUUUGAGAUGUUUUCACUACUCCAAGUCUUCACAACUAACCAACAACGUGCAGUAUUAUGAAGCCAACACAGAACAUUUUUGCAGUGAGACGUGAACCUGAAACAAAAUCAUCCAAAUAAAUACAGUGAUCAUGUGUGUUA
Messenger RNA from Larimichthys crocea (large yellow croaker), 3359 nucleotides. RefSeq names its product UDP-N-acetyl-alpha-D-galactosamine:polypeptide N-acetylgalactosaminyltransferase 3 (GalNAc-T3) (gene galnt3). The transcript has 12 exons. Gene Ontology annotation, molecular function: polypeptide N-acetylgalactosaminyltransferase activity. Bases 1042 to 2916 code for a protein of 624 amino acids. Gene Ontology annotation, cellular component: Golgi apparatus. Lineage: Eukaryota; Metazoa; Chordata; Actinopteri; Sciaenidae. Gene Ontology annotation, biological process: protein O-linked glycosylation. The record is from RefSeq and is a predicted model, not a curated record.